Messenger RNA from Callithrix jacchus (white-tufted-ear marmoset), 6023 nucleotides. Its product is annotated as guanylate-binding protein 6. The record is from RefSeq and is a predicted model, not a curated record. Lineage: Eukaryota; Metazoa; Chordata; Mammalia; Primates; Cebidae. Gene Ontology annotation, molecular function: GTP binding; GTPase activity.
UCUAAGUUGGCAGUUGCCAUGGAAUCUGUACCCAAAAUGUUGGCUCCCAUUUGCCUGGUGGAAAACAACAAAGAGAAGCUAUUGGUGAACCAGCAAGCGAUACAGAUUCUUGACCAGAUUUCUCAGCCAGUGGUGGUGGUGGCUAUUGUUGGACUGUACCGUACAGGCAAAUCCUACUUAAUGAACCAACUGGCAGGACAGAAUCAUGGCUUCCCUCUGGGAUCCACGGUGCAGUCUGAAACCAAGGGCAUCUGGAUGUGGUGUGUGCCCCACCCCUUCAAGCCAAACCACACCUUGGUUCUUCUGGACACCGAGGGUCUGGGCGAUGUGGAAAAGGGUGACCCUAAGAAUGACUCCUGGAUUUUUGCCCUGGCCGUGCUCCUGUGCAGCUGCUUUGUCUACAACAGCAUGAGCACCAUCAACCACCAGGCCCUGGAGCAGCUGCAUUAUGUGACGGAGCUCACAGAACUAAUUAAGGCAAAGUCUUCCCCAAGGCCUGAUGGAGUAGAAGAUUCCACCGAGUUUGUGAGUUUCUUUCCAGACUUUAUUUGGACUGUACGAGAUUUCACUCUGGAGCUGAAGUUGAACGGUCAUCCUAUCACAGAAGAUGAGUACCUGGAGAAUGCCUUGAAGCUGACUCAAGGCAAGAAUCCCAAAAUUCAAACAUCCAAUUUGCCCAGGGAAUGCAUCAGGCAUUUCUUUCCAAAACGGAAGUGUUUUGUCUUUGACCGGCCAACAAAUGAUAAGAACCUUCUAGCCAAUAUCGAGAAGAUGUCAGAAAAGCAACUGGAUCCCAAAUUCCAGGAACAAACAAACACUUUCUCUUCUUACAUCUUCACGCAUGCAAGGACCAAGACCCUCAGAGAGGGAAUCAUGGUCACUGGGAAUCGUCUGGGAACUCUGGCAGUGACUUACGUAGAUGCCAUCAACAGUGGAGCGGUACCUUGUCUGGAAAAUGCAGUGAUAACUCUGGCCCAGCGUGAGAACUCAGCAGCCAUGCAGAGGGCAGCUGACUACUACAGCCAGCAGAUGGCCCAGCGAGUGAAGUUCCCCACAGACACGCUCCAGGAGCUGCUGGACAUGCACAUGGCCUGUGAGAGGGAAGCCAUUGCCAUCUUCAUGGAGCACUCCUUCAAGGAUGAAAACCAGGAAUUCCAGAAGAAGCUCGUGGAAAUCACAAUGAAUAAGAAGGAGGAUUUCUUGCUGCAGAAUGAAGAGUCAUCUGUUCAGUACUGCCAGGCUAAACUCAAUGAGCUCUCUAAGGCCCUGAUGGAAAGUAUUUCAGCAGGAAGUUUCUCUGUUCCUGGAGGGCACAAGCUCUACAUGGAAACAAAGGAAAGGGUUGAACAGGACUAUUGGCAAGUGCCUGGGAAAGGAGUAAAGGCAAAAGAGGUCUUCCAGAGAUUCCUGGAGUCACAGGUGGUGAUAGAGAAAUCCAUCUUACAGUCAGAUAAAGCCCUCACUAACAAAGAGAAGGCAGUAGCAGUGGAUCGGGCCAAGAUGGAGGCAGCUGAGAAGGAACAGGAACUUUUGAAACAGAAACUACAGGAGCAACAGCAACAGAUGGAGGCUCAAGAGAAGAGUCUCAAGGAAAACAUAGCCCAGCUGAAAGAGAAGCUGCAGAUGGAAAGAGAACACUUACUGAGAGAGCAGAAUAUGAUGUUGGAGCACAAGCUGAAGGUCCAAAAAGAUUUGCUUGAUGAAGGAUUUAGGAAGAAAUCUGAGGAGAUGAAUGUAGAGAUAAGUCAAUUGAAACAUAUGAUCGAUACUACAAAAAAUGAUGAUACUCCCUGGAUUGCACGGACCCUGGACAAACUUGGGGAUGAGCUAACUUCGAUAUUGUCUGCUCCUGCUAAAUUAAUUGGUCAGGUUGUCAAAGGUGUGAGCUCAUUAUUUAAAAAGCAUAAGCUCCUCUUUUAAGGAUAUUAUAAAGUUUCUCACCCUGCCUUUCAGAUUUGGUUUAGUCUCUCAGUACAGAAGAAUAGGAUAAGUCUUCACCUAUUAUUUUCUUCUCUUUCUAAAACCUUCAUGGAGUGGUGGAUCAGGCCAAGAAGAAGGCAUCGUAGUACAUAUAUGCUUUGGCCUAUUUUUGAUCUGUAUUUUUAUUAUAUUCAUUCAGCAAAGUUUUUUUUUUUUUUUUGAGACAAAGUCUCACUCUGUCACCCAGGCUGGAGUGCAGUGAUGCAAUCUCAACUCACUGCAACCUCCGCCUCCUGGGUUCAAGAGAUUCUCCUGCCUCAGCCUCCCUAGUAGCUGGGAUUACAGGUGUAUAUCACCACACCUGGCUAAUUUUUGCAUUUUUAGUAGAGACGGGGUUUUACCAUAUUAGCCAGGCUGGUCUCGAACUCCUGACCUCAAAUGAUCCACCCGCCUCGGCCUUUCAAAUUGCUGGGAUUACAGGCAUGAGCCACCGCACCUGGCCCUCAUUCAGCAAAAUUCUAAACAUAAAAAGUGCUUAUUAGAGGAUAUUAGUGCCUGGCCCAUAUUAGAUAGAACAGAUGCAUAUACGCUUUGAAAAACCAUGUUUAUUUUUAGGAAAUAUAAUUUUGAAAAAUCAUUUACAUAAAAGAGGUCCACUGAGGCAUUGCUUUUAAUGGCAAAAAUCAGAAUGUACUUGAAUGUCCUUCACAUAAGAUUUGUAAGAUAAAUUUUAGUAUGUGUAUGAACUGGAAUAUCCUAUAGCCAGUAAACAAAUUGACAGUGAAGCUCUAUUUUUACUAGUAAAGAAUGGUCUUGAAGAGAUAUUGUAAAAUGAAAAAAAAAAAGUUGUAAAGCAAUGUAGAAUAUCUUUUCACCAAGAAAAAAAUGCAAUUAUUAUAUACAAGCAUGCAAAUAUAUCUCUGGAAAGAUUAAUGAAAGUCUACUAUGAUUGGCUCCUUCUGGGAAGAACCAGGUGAAUGUAGGGGUUGAAGGAACACAUAGUCUUCAUUUUAUAGUCUAUCUUUUGAAUUUUAUAAAGAAAUCUUAUUUUAUCUACUCAGAAAUGAGAAAAUGUAAGAGACAAUGCUAAUAAUAAAAACAAUAAAAAAUAGCAAAAUUGACUAUCAGAUGAUGAAAUUGCUUGUUGCUUCUAGGAAUUACAUCAGUCAGCUUAACGAAGGGUCUAAGACUAAGAUCUGAAUACUAGAAUGCAUAAAAUUUGCAUCCUAUUCUUGUUUUCAUUUUGGCCUGGUUUUUCAAUCCCUUCUAUUUGUUUCAUGACUAAGGCAUACACUUUUUUGUGGCCUUUGAAAUCUCAGCUAUAGUAGCCUCUACUUCCUAUCUCUGAAUUGGAGUUUUAGGUGUUAGAAACACAAGUGUACCAAACAUUACGAUUAAGUACUGAUAAGAGGGAUUCUGCCAACCUUGUAAAGUCAGUAGUGGUCUCUUUGUGGUAGGCUCAGCUAGAAAGGAUAAUGUACCCUUCCAGAACUGAACCCUUUGAUAAGGAAUGAUAGAUCCAGACACAGAGAGGCCUGGUGUGGACCCUUAAUUGUUGAAUCUAAGUAGAUUCAGUUAUAGUAAUGAAUGGCAGACAGCUAGGCCUGACUGAGAGAAUUCUGAAGAUGGUCACUACAGUGGACCAGCCAUAGGGUUAGAUGGGAUGUGGAGAAAAUAAUCAAGUGAAAUAGUACCUCUCAACCAGGAAGUUGAGAGGUAGCCCCGAUACAGUGUCACAUCCAUAGCCUUGAUCUGAGCUAAUUUCAGACCGUGAACUCAACUGAGUGGAGGACAGUAUCCCAGGAAAAGGACACUGCAACUCCAGGACACAAAUACAUGAUAAUGAUUUCCCUCAUUCUUUUUCUAGGAACCUCUGAGGCCAUUUACUAGAUAUCCAUAUACUAGGGAAAUACAAACACCCAAACAUUUUAAGGACUCUUGGAAUCAGGAUUCAAGUUGCCCAUGGUACCCAGAUCAUGGAAAGUCAUCAUAAACUACCUGUUAAAAUAGGGAGACAGGGCAUCGGGCCCAAGUGCAACUUUUUGCAAUAUAGUAUUUGUUUCAAAUUAAAAGUAAAGUUUGUUUGAAGAUGAAUACCUAACUUAUUUUUCUGUACAUCUCCUCAAGAGUAUGUUCAGGCAUAAGAUGUGUUAAAUAAGCUUCUCUUAUAAAUAUAAAACGAUAGGAAGGGGCUGGGCACAGUGGCUCACCCCAGUAAUCUCAGCACUUUGGGAGGCUAAGACAGGCGGAUCAUGAGGUCAGGAGAUUGAGACCAUCUUGGCUAACACGGUGAAAUCCCAUCUCUACUAAAAAUACAAAAAAUUAGCUGGGUGUGGUGGCACAUGCUUGUAGUCCCAACUACUCAGGAGGCUGAGGCAAUAGAAUCACUUGAAGCCAGAAUGCAGAGGUUGCAGCGAGCUGAGAUUGUGUCACUGCACUCCAGCCUGAAUGUCACAGCAAGACUCUGUCUCAAAAAAAAAAAGGAUGAUGCAUGCAUGAUUAUUUUUAAUUGGUAAAAUCUUAUGAAAUUUCCAGAAAUUUCAUGGUAAUAAAAAUAAAAAUUUCAUGGUAAUAAAAUCUCAUGAAAUUUCCAUGGUAAUAGGUAGUUUGAAUUUUCGACCCCAGGUUAAGGUCUCUGAGGUGGUUUAAAGGCUAUGAGGCCAGGCACAGUGGCUCAAGCCUAUAUUCUUAGCACUUUGGGAGGAUGAGGUAGGCAGAUCACUUGAGGUCAGGAGUUCGAGACCAGCCUGGCCAACAUGGCAAAGCCCUGUCUCUACUAAAAAUACAAAAAUUAGCCAAGUGUGGUGGCACAUGACUGUAAUCCCAGCUACUCAGGAGGCUGGGGCAGGAGAAUCACUUGAACCCAGGAGGCAGAGGUUGCAGUGAGCCAAGAUCAUGUGACUGCACUCCAGCCUGGGUGACAGAUCCUGGGCGACAGAGUGAGACUCUGUCUCAAAAAAAAUAAAAUAAAGGCUAUGAGAAGAAAAGAAACUUUCCUGGUAUAGUGUCCUUCUCUAGACCUCAUGUCUUAUAGUCUCUGUAAAACUGAGUCGACGAUAGAUUUUUUUUCUGUGCUUUAUAUGAUGACUUUAAAUCUACGACCUCACACAAAUCUGUAACUUCAUGUAUCACAGUCUCUAUAAAACUGUAUCAAAGAAAGAAUUUUUCUCUGUGCUUUACAGAGAGGCUCACCCAGAUCUGUAAAGAAAUUAGAACAAUUUUAGACCUUUCAAUAUCCAGUAUUUCAUAUCUGGUCAAAUCUGAUACUUUCAAAACUCAAUAGAUCUAUUUCAGAUAUCUUUGAUGGUUGUAACAAGAAUCUCAUUCAAUGUUAUCUAAAGACUAUAGUUAAAGAAAACUAAGACACUAUUCAGUUGGGGCACAAUAAAACCACCUUAUAAUCACCACUCAUCCUUCCUUUACUGAUCAUGCUUUCGCCAUGUUUCAAUGGUUCAGAGACAUUCUAGAGAAUCCUCUUUUGACAGUAAAGUGGGAUCAAGAGACCCCAACUCCAUCUUCAGUCUCAAUGACCCUUUAGAAGACAUGGAACUCAGAAAAAUGUUAUGCUCACAGUUACAACUUACUACAUUAAACAGCUACAAAUUGAAACAACAAAGGCAAAAGCGACAUGGACCAGAGUCUGAGACCAAGCAUAGGCUUGGACUUGUGUUCUCCCUUGGGAGUUGCACAGACAUUACCUAAUUCUCCCACUAACAAUGUGUGACACAUGUCAACCAGGGAUGGUCACACGAACUUUAGUGUCUAGUGUUUUUAUUAGAGGGCAGUCACAUAGGAAAGGAGUGCUCACGCGGCUGAUCUUAUUUACUCAGACUCCUGCGCCUUCAGACGUCAAACUGGUGAGGCAUAUCCUAAGAUUUCCACCAUAAAUCACAUUUUUAGCAGAAAGUAUCUGGUAUGGUCCAAGCCCUCGACAUGUCCAGAAUAUUCUUAUAAGGCAGGUUGUUCUAAGGGCAUAUUGGUUAUAUCCCAAGAAUCAGUUGAGGGCCAGACCUUUCUUACAAAAUUAACCUUUAUUAGACAGUGUGAAAGAAUGAAGAAGGUGACAACAUGUCAAAGACAAAAUAAAGAUUUUUAUUGUCUUA